AAAGUACUUAAUGUGUCAUUUGUAUGAUUGUUAUAACUGUAAUGCAGAGCUUUUUUUGUACUUGUGUUGUGGAACAUUGUACUGGCCCCGCAAAGCACUUAUAACUUUCAGGAAAUGUUUUUCUUGUGAUCUGCAAAUCAAAACACGGAUAACUGUCGUGCUCUCUUGUUCUUCCUUUCGCUCUCAGUUACACAUGAGAGAGUGUAAACACAGCCCCUUUUCCUGGAGGAGGAGUUUUCUCCUCUCCUUUUCUUUCAGUGUUUGUGUCUGGUCUUAGGCAGACCCAGUUAUGCUGAAGGAAGGCUGGCUGUGGGGGCUGGGUUCAGGGUUGCUGCUGCUCUGGCUGGGUGCCUGGCUGAGGCCUGCACAGGGUGGCCGGGUGCUGGUCAUGCCUGUUGAAGGCAGCCAUUGGCUCAGCAUGAAGGUGUUGGCGACAGGACUAGCCCAGAGAGGCCAUAACAUCCUGGUCCUGGUGCCUGAGAACAACAUCUUGAUCCAGAGUUCAGAGCUCUUCCGCACCAAGACUUUCCCGGUGAAGAUCUCCAAGGAGCAGCUGUCCACCAGCUUGAAAGGUUUUCAGGACGGGGUGUUCCAGCGUAGUCCUGCGCUGAUGGACAUUGUCAUCCAAUUGGGGCGUCUGCUGAACUUCACAGGAACGCAGGUGGAAGGAUGCGAGUCGCUACUUUACAACGAACCUUUGAUGAAUAAGCUAAAAGAGGAGAACUUUGACUUGGUGCUUACCGACCCUUUUCUGCCUUGUGGACCUAUUAUCGCUACCGCACUUGGUCUCCCCGCAGUCUACUUCCUUCGUGGCAUGCCUUGUGGCAUUGACAUGUUGGCUUCACAGUGUCCUUCUCCACCAUCGUAUGUACCCAGGUUUCAGUCUGGCAGCACUGACAAAAUGACCUUUGUAGAGCGCAUUCAAAAUUUCGUCAUGAGUGGAGUAGAGCUGGUGCUGUGUCGAAUAAUGUAUGCCAGUUUUGAUGAACUUGCUUCAAGAUACCUGGAUGCGGAUGUGACGUAUCAGGAGAUUAUUGGUCGUGGAGCUAUUUGGUUGCUUAGAUAUGACUUUACAUUUGAGUACCCCAGACCUCUCAUGCCAAAUAUGUUCCUCAUCGGGGGCAUCAACUGUCGGGAGAGUGCCGAACUUUCUGCAGAGGUGGAGGAAUUUGUGAAGGGCUCUGGAGAGCAUGGUAUUGUGGUGUUCAGUCUGGGUUCUCUGGUGUCCUCCAUGCCUAAAGAGAAAGCUGCCAUCUUCUUCAAGGCUUUCAGUGUGAUCCCACAGAGGGUUCUCUGGCGGUACACAGGAGAGAUGCCUGAUAAUGUCCCAGAAAAUGUCAAACUGAUGAAGUGGCUUCCACAGAAUGACUUGCUUGGUCACCCCAAAGCAAAAGCCUUUAUCACUCAUGGUGGGACGCAUGGUAUCUAUGAGGGCAUUUGUCAUGGUGUGCCCAUGGUGAUGCUUCCCCUCUUUGGUGACCAGGGUGACAAUGUGCACCGUGUGGCGACUCGAGGGGUCGGAGUGGUGCUCAGCAUCCAUGAUAUAACUGCAGAAACACUGGGCGAUGCUCUCAACACAGUUAUUAAUGACAGCAGCUACAAGCAAAGAAUGGAGAAGCUGUCAGCCAUACACAAUGACCGUCCUAUACAGCCCCUGGAUCUUGCGGUCUACUGGACAGAGUUUGUUAUGAGGCACAAAGGGGCAGACCACCUUCGACCUGCGGCUCAUGACCUGAACUGGCUUCAAUACCACAGUCUAGAUGUGAUUGGCUUCCUGCUUUUUAUUGUGCUGAUUGUAACUCUAGCAACAUUUAAAUGCUGCUCACUUUGCUGGAGACGCUGUUGUAGAAAAUCGCAGAAGAGGAAGGAAGACUGAUCAUGCCGAGAUUUUAAAAGUGCCAUUGCUUAUAAAAGCGUACAUUUUUCCACAUCGAGCCAGUAAAAAUAGCAGUUUUGUAAAGGCGGAGCACACCUCAAGGUUUUGAAGGAGUUUCACCUGUAAAGAUUUUAAGAUGUUAGUUUGACAUGCUUUUGUUUUGAUAUCACUGAGCGUUAUUCACCAGAAACUGUAGCCACCAGUAUUUGUUUUAAACCAUUCAACCCAACAAACUGCAGGUUCUGGCUCUUAAUCAACAGAAACUCUGGAUAAUGGAAUUUGAUUAACCUUAAUUAGGUAAGAUGCUGAGUUUAAUGUGACACAAAUGAAAGGCUGUGAAACUAAAAAUAAACUAGUCUAAUUUUAA
Molecule: messenger RNA, 2243 nt
Organism: Puntigrus tetrazona (Sumatra barb)
Lineage: Eukaryota; Metazoa; Chordata; Actinopteri; Cypriniformes; Cyprinidae
Product: UDP-glucuronosyltransferase-like
Exons: 5
Coding region: 290-1876 (528 amino acids)
Molecular function (GO): UDP-glycosyltransferase activity
Source: RefSeq, a predicted model, not a curated record